GGCGCGGGCAGGGGCGACCGUGCGCGCCCCGGCGGUGUAUCGCAUAGGGAAACCUCACUGGAGUGCUGGGGGAAGGCUCAGCAUGUGGAGCUCCCAGAUCUGUUAUCUUGGGGCGAAAAGUACAUCCCCUGCCUUCGGGCUGCUCCCGUAACCCCGUACAAAACAAAGGUGCAUGCCCGGUGAAAGCUGACCAUUCCCUUGGCAAAAGCUGCCCGUUCCCUUGGGAGAAAAAUGUUUUACUGCCUGAGCCAAUCCCCGCAGUCCCCGGGGACGUGGCACCACGCGUGGGUCGCACCGCGGCAGAACAGCACCGAGGGAUCGCCCGGGGGGGUCAGAGCAGGGCUUGGGAAACAGCUCUCGGGAAGGGACAGCAGGGAAGCACUCCCAGUCUGGAAAUGGAACCGCUGCCGGCUUUAUGCAAACUUGUGACCCUGGCAGUUAGCCUUUUGAACAUUUAAUUUCCCCGAUUUUGUGUUCUUUGCUGGACACGCACUCCUGCCACUGGGGCUCUGAGUGGCAGAAGUGGCCAGUGUUCACAUCUCCAGUGAAGUCGUUGACAGCUGAAGUGCUCGUGUUGGCUAGGUGAGGUCAGACUGCCAAAACAUAUGAAAACCAAAAUAAACGAUGUUUUUAGCAAUGUUUUUUUCUGUAUGCCUUCAGCAGACAAAUAAUUACAUGUGGUAUGUCUACUGGGAAUAUUGCAAAGCAAAACUCAUUACUAGUUAUAAUAUGUUUAUGAGUUAUCCAUUGGAGGUGCCUUUAAAGUACAGUUUUAUUCUGUAACUUUUAAUACUGAGGCAGUCGUGUGUUAGAAGAGGUUGCCCAAGUAUAUGUCAAUUAUUCAUCAUAUGGACUUUAUAUCAAGAUCAGAUGUUUUUCAAUGAUAUAUUCAACUGCAGGCUAAAGAGCCAUAGCUCCACUGAUAGUACAGGGAACUUGGGUGUUUUGCUGCUAACUAUGGUCUUAUUACAACACCUGCAUUUGUCCCUGAAAUAGCUCAUGAGUCAGAUUUUCAAAAAAGCUCAGCAUCUUUGCAGGCACUGCUGUUUGGGCCAUUUUUCUAAGAGCUCUGCAUACUUUGUGUGCAUACAGUCCUAAAAGCUUUUCUGAAAAAAAAAAUCUAGGUCUUCUCCAGCUGACCAAACAGGAAUCCAGAUUGUCCUGCCUUUAAAUGCAAUUCCCUGUGAGGGGCUGUAUUCAAACAUUGUUACUGUGAAUGGGUCUUCACUGCCUUGCUUACUGGGGAAACUGCCCUGGCUCUCUAGGAUUUCAUAAUUACAAAGAUUCCCUUGAGCUCCUCUGCCUUUCAUGAGACUGUUUUUGGCUGUGCUGUGGUGUGGGAAGAAGGCUGAGGACAGGUAAGUGCAUUUCUCCCAGGCACAACAGGCCAUGGGGAGAUGAGUCAGUACUGGGAAGGUGAUCCAGGCAUCCAUUCCUUACUUUAUCCAGAGCCUGAGAGUCUGUGCAGUUACUGGAGAUGACUUGCUUGCUUUUGAGUGUAUUCACUCUGAAAUUGUGACGUUAGGGAAAAGUUAACAGUAAAACAGUAAUAAUAAGCAAGAAUCCAGUUCAAAGGGAAAAUAUAUGCGUUUUCUGAAGAUUUGUGGAGGUUGAUGCAAGUAUGACAUUAACUUGCAUCUACUCAGUCUAAGCCCAUUCUGUCAGCAAGACUGCAAAGUUGACUGUCAUGUCUUUGCAGCUCAAUGUCAAUUAUUUUUGCUUCAAAUAAUUUAAAAUAUGUAAAAGAUGUAUCAAUUUCCUGUCCAAAGAAGAAAAUUUUUGUAUCCAGUAUCAGGAUUCAGGUGUGCACAAAACCAGUCAAAAGCAUAAAAGAGAAAGGUGAGGCCUCACAUUUCAUCCUGACUCUGAAUUUUCAGUUACAUAAUUUUGUAUUCCAUUAUCAAAGAUGUACCGUAAUAUCCAUCAUACAUUUUCAUUAAUCUUAUGCAGAGCAUGUAUAAUAGCUUGUGAUUUUCCUUCAUUCUGCUGUUUCUCAUGACUUCCCAUUAGCAUGAUUAUUCACUGCGUUUAUCGCCUUUAUGCACUUAGUCUUCUCUCUUGUGAGUGGGCUGAAUCCUCCAUAGGUAGUCCUCUAAACUACAGCAACAGGGGAUCUGGCUCCAAGUACAUUGUUAGGAAAGAGUUGAGAUGUCACCUUUAAGACCUACCCUUUGCAGAGGAAGGAUGAGCUAUGUUUGUAAAUAAGGCUAUCCCAGGCUGUUGUCUUCUCGUCAAAAAACAAGUCUGCACCCCCACAUGGCUCUGCCUGGCUCCCCUGCUACCCUUCCUGCCUCAAACACCCUGCAGUACCUCUGGAAAGACCUGUAAGCACCAUCCCCAUUCUUCCUGUUUCUCAGUUUGGAAAGCAAAAGCCUAUAAGGCAUUUCAGUACCUGUUUCCACUGGCAGCCAGGUGUGGACUCAUCAAUCGAUCCCAGUUUAUCUGUCCAUGCAGUGUUAAAUGUACACAAGUUCUUUUUCUUCCUCCCUGUCACCAGUACCUGCCAUGGCCAAAUUAGGGCUAGGGAGAACUUAGUCACUAAAGAGUAUUUGUCUGUGAAAAAUUUGAUGCCAGGAUUACAAUAUAUUUUAGCUCCAGCUCACUGUAUGAGGCAAAUCAGUGUGCUCUUGGAGGAACUUAUGUGUCCAAGCUGCCCUUAGUUACACAUUAUUACCUGCAGUGCCAGGAAGGGUCAGGUGGCACUUGACUGCAAAGGUAACUUACCCAACAGCCAGGCUGGGGAGGUCACACAUGUCAACAGGUGUUCACUGGUGUCUGUGAGAGGAACAGCUUUGACCAGUCAGCUCUGACUCCAUCUGUGUAUCAGCGUGGAAUACUCCAGGGCCAUCUCUCUGUGUUCAUCUAGCAGUCAGAAAAAAAGUAAAAUAGUUUGGAAAGGUAGUACCUUGAGAAGCAAAAUGCAGUCAUGCAUUUAAAGACAAAUCUUCAUUUGGUACAGAAUCUGAGUUAGUCCAUUCACUGCCCAUUUGCAGCAGUGAGGAGCUAGCCCAGAAACACACCUUCUGAGGGCUCACAGAAUAUAUAAGGAGCUUUUUUAAAACAAUUUUUGAUAACUUUCUUCUCUGUUUCAACUGUCGUGAAGCUGAUGUUUCUUUUUAUUUCUCUGGAGAAGGAAAGACAAAAAAAUUACCAUUUCUGGUAAAUUGUAUCAUUACAUUUCUAGUCUCCAUGGAAACCUGUGUGGUGCUCCACAGUUGGGUAAUAUUUCAAUCUGUUGCAGCAGAAAUCAGAUGGAGGGAAGGCUGGGUUCUGCACCUUGCAUGUUAAUCAGUUAAAAGUGGUCUUGAAAUUAUUUUCACAUUGUGUUGCAAUCUUUGUUUACAGAGUAGCAACAGAAUAAACUGAAGUAAUGAAAUUAAGCUAAGUAUGGCUUGAUCCUAUGUGCACCUAUGCACAUAACUCUGCGUCUCAGUUUGACUUUAAUAGGCACUGACAUUCAUUUGGAAGAAUUCUUUGGUUUUGGUAGGAUUAUAAGGAUUAAUACUAUGGAAACUGAAAGCAUAAUAGCAAACUGUUUGUCACGUUGACUCUACCAAAAAGCUUCCCAGAGAGGUAGUAACAAUCCCCUUGUUGUGAUUUAUGUAAGCAAAGCAUUUUGAAAAUCAAGAACCUUAAUUUUUUAUCUUUUACUGUCUUCAUUCUUGUUCUGCCACUGCUAAGGAAGAAAUACAUCUGAAAACUGGUUUCCUCUGAAAAGAUGGGGUAACUUCAUCUACUUGCCUCUUGAGGAUUUCAUUUCUUUACUGAAAGCUUUAUGAACUUGAACCCAAAGGCACAAAAUCUUAUUGGGACAGCAGAAGGUGAUACAGUGAAGAAAUAUACAGAGAGAGACCGGUCUUUUUUGUGACCACAGUCAACCCAUGAAGAGUGAGUGCUCUCAGCUGCCUGAAAGUAUUUACUGCAUUUGUUUCAGAAUACUGUGGAGAAAAUGUAUGCUAGUCGAGAGGAUAUUGGGUAUGAUUUUGGAGACGACUCAAAAGUUGGAAGUAAGCCAAUUAAGCCUAAUCCAAACAUUGAUGGAGGAUGGGCUUGGAUGAUUGUAUUUUCCUCUUUCCUUGUGCACAUACUUAUCAUGGGUUCCCAAAUGGCCCUUGGAGUACUCAACAUGGAAUGGCUUGAAGAGUUCAAUCAGAGCCGUGGCUUAACAGCGUGGGUCAGCUCCCUCAGCAUGGGCAUUACACUUAUUGUAGGUCCUUUUAUUGGUUUAUUCAUCAGCAUGUGUGGGUGCCGCCUGACAGCUAUAAUUGGAGGGAUAUUGAAUGCCCUGGGUUGGAUCCUGAGUGCCUAUGCCUCCAGUGUGCACUACCUCUUCCUUACGUUUGGAGUGACAGCCGGCAUUGGAAGUGGCAUGGUUUAUCUGCCUGCAGUGGUCAUGGUGGGGCAGUAUUUUCAGAAGAGAAGAGCACUUGCACAAGGGCUCAGUACCACAGGAACAGGAUUUGGAGCUUUCUUAAUGACUGCCUUACUGAAGUACCUCUGCACUGAAUUUGGGUGGAGAAAUGCCAUGUUCAUCCAGGGGGCCAUCUCUCUGAACCUUUGUGUCUGCGGGGCACUUAUGAGACCUCUCUCCCCCAAAGACCUGAGUGAAAAAUCUGUAGUGAGAAGUAAUAGUGAAGAUAAUCAAGCAAAAGCUCUGUCCCAUUCUACAGAGACUAUAAAAUCUAAUGGGGUCCUCAGUGAAGAACCAGAGAAAAAAGAAGAGGCAACAAAUGAAGAAGUGCUUGAGAGUGCUCAGCACAUAGAAAUCGGAGGUAGCUCUGGGAGCGGAAGGAAUAUGUAUGGACUGCGCUUGCUUAAGACAGUGAGCCAGCUGACACUUACAGUCAGGAAGGGCUUUGCACUAUGGUACUCCAGCUACUUUGGAGCUGCAUCACUGUUUACCAAUAGAGUAUUUGUGGCCUUUAUAAUUUGGGCUUUGUUUGCCUAUAGCAGCUUUGUCAUUCCCUUUAUUCAUCUUCCAGAAAUAGUCAAGCAGUACAACUUAUCUAGGCAGGACAAUGUAUUUCCUUUGACAUCCAUUAUAGCAAUUGUUCAUAUUUUUGGUAAAGUGAUCCUUGGAAUCAUCUCUGAUCUCCCGUGCAUCAGCACAUGGAAUGUCUUCCUUAUGGCUAACUUUACCCUGGUCACCUGCAUUCUUACUUUGCCACUAAUACAAACAUAUGUCGGCCUGGCUGUGGUUUGUGCUCUAAUAGGAUUUUCCAGUGGCUAUUUUUCUCUAAUGCCUGUUGUGACUGAAGAUUUAGUUGGAACUAAACACCUUGCAAAUGCCUAUGGGAUCAUCAUUUGUGCCAAUGGAAUAUCUGCAUUGUUUGGACCACCCUUUGCAGGUUGGAUCUAUGACAUCACACAAAAAUACGAUUUUUCUUUUUACAUAGCUGGCUUGCUAUACAUGGUGGGAAUAAUAUUUUUACUUAUACAACCUUGUAUUCAAAAGAAACAACCAAGACAAAAAUCUACAGAAGAAGCACAAGUAUAGAACAAAUUCCAGAAGUUUUUUUACAGAACUUUUUUGAUUUCAUGUUUCUAUUGUGUGACAGUAUGAAGAUGUUUUUCUUAUGAAACCAACCACAUUAAGCUGUACUUAAGUGAAAAGCAAAUGUGCUCCAUAAUGCUAAUAAAUUAUGAGAAACAUGCUUUUAAAAUAGUUAAGAUCUCUUACUUUAGAAGUACCAAAUACAGUGAUUAAAACCACACUGCUAGUCUUUUAAUAUCAGCACAAUGCUAGUAGCCUUUACCCUUGCUUCUCUUUCAGCUUUUCACCACUAACCACUGGUGAGAAUCCAUUGACUGCAGUGCAGUUACUCCUGAUUUACACGAGUCCUACGAGAGAAUUUGGUCAGGACACGAAUGAUUUAUAAAGGUCCCUCCUACUAUGUGUUCAGUCUGAUAGUUACAGAGUAUAAGAAAAUGAUUGUAUUUCUUGCCUGGCUAGUCAAGUACUGUUGAAAUGCUAGUAUAAGAAUUACGUUAAUUCAGUGUUUUAAAAUUGCUAUUUCUGUGAUACAAAACUGAAGAAAAGUUCUUAUAUUUUUCUGAAGUGACUCAUUUUGACUUGAUGAUCCUUGUGUGUCCCUUCCAGCUCAGAAUAUUCUGUGAUUCUACUUCAAGGAUUUUUAAUUUUAUUUUUUUAAAGUAUCAACUGCGUAAUAAAGUGGCCAUCCUCAACACACAGGCUGCAUUAUAAAUGCUGUGACACUUAAUGCACCUGAAGUAAAAAAAUCCUAAAUGCAGAAACAGGAAACAUAUGGAAAAUAUUCUUGUGACUGGAAAAUGAUUCCAGAAACAGUCUGGGGUCUGUGGCCCCUUUACCUAAUUAGAGGUACUGUAGAACUUCAUAACAUUGGCACUGAGUCCUUCCAUGGGAAAGAGCUCUACUACAGCACACUAAAUUCUGUUACAAUUCCUUGAAUAACAAAAACUGUUACAUUAUGAGCUGUUGUGUUCCUGCUCAUAAUGUACACCAUGAAGUGAAUAAGAUUGGUCAUGUUUGAGAAGUUUAUUCACUAGAAAAUAAGAUGCUGCAGAGCAUAGAAGAGCUAAAGAACACUUGAAUUAUUCAAAUAAAUUUUCUUAACAUUAAGCACCUGGUAACCAAUGCAGAAGGUGGUUUAUGGUGGGACAGGACAUAAUUUUCAGCUUUGAGAGGUGAAUCUGACGUUAACUUUUCUAUCAAAGAAAAGCCACUGUAUGUUUUUAUCCUCCCAGCUUUAUGAAAGUUUUUUGCAUGACAAAUCAGGUUCUUAGUAUAACACUGGUAUGUGCUGCUGGAAUUCCUUAAAAAAACAAUUGAUGCUAUUCAAUUAUAUUGAAGAACUAUUAGACACAGUUGAGUAUGCAACACUACUGAUCCUCUUUAUAGCUGCAAGGUUGGCUGAGAAAAAGUUCUGAACCACUGUGUGUAUUGUUCUAUAUUGCAAUUCACCAGCUUCUUAGUGUUGCACUUCUACAACUGUUGGCAAGGACAUAUUUUAAAACAGAUCACUGAAAUGAGCCAAAAAAACCAAACAACUUAAGGAAACUCUGAACUACUUUAAGAUUUAGAUCAGUUCAACCAUAUAGUAGUUAUGUAUGGCCUUUAAAAGUCACAUAAAACAACUGAGGUGGCACUGAACUGCAACACAUGGUGUGAACACACGGUGACUUCUUAAAAUCAGCUUUUUUGUUGGAGAAAAUGUUCACAUAAACUUUCACAUCAGUUCUUUGUUACAGGUUUAAUGUCUUCUUGUUGUGAAUGCUGCUGAUAGCUUAUUUUAACUGAGCUAUCUUUUAUCUGUGAAAUAGAUAUAUUGAAGUGAUGAUUUCCUUUAUUUUCCUUUUUUUUCUUUUUGAAAGAUAUGUGCCCUUCAUACAUAGAUCUUCACUUUGUCUUUUGUCAAAAGUAACUUUAUUUGCAUAUUACAGUAAUAAAUAAUAUGCUGUUCACUUGUGAUAUCUGCAUUAUAUCUUUCUAUGGGCCGUAUGUUGGGAAUAAAGUUACAUUACCCAAAAAUA
Chiroxiphia lanceolata (lance-tailed manakin) is the source of this 7512-nucleotide messenger RNA. It is a transcript of the gene SLC16A14, whose product is annotated as solute carrier family 16 member 14. The record is from RefSeq and is a predicted model, not a curated record. The coding region runs from base 3950 to 5497 and encodes 515 amino acids. The transcript is spliced from 5 exons. Lineage: Eukaryota; Metazoa; Chordata; Aves; Passeriformes; Pipridae. Gene Ontology annotation, biological process: monocarboxylic acid transport; transmembrane transport. Gene Ontology annotation, molecular function: monocarboxylic acid transmembrane transporter activity.